Molecule: messenger RNA, 366 nt
Organism: Penicillium chermesinum
Lineage: Eukaryota; Fungi; Ascomycota; Eurotiomycetes; Eurotiales; Aspergillaceae
Exons: 1
Coding region: 1-366 (121 amino acids)
Source: RefSeq, a predicted model, not a curated record
AUGUCAACUGAAUGGUCACUGGAUUUCUGUCUGGUCUGUGACCGUCAAACCCUUGGCGGUCCCUAUUGCUCUCAAUCCUGUCGACUCACCGAGCUAGAUCGUCCAGCUCCCGUCGAAGACCACAUCUCCCAGCCCUCAACCGCUGCUCAUUCUCGCUCCUCUACCAUCGAAUCUACCACCGAGGCCCAGGCGGCCCUCAGUUUAUCAGCUUCAUCUUCUCAGACCUCCCUGUCUUCUCUCCGAAGCCAUGCCUCAAGUGCUACCCUCUCCGACCAUCUCCAAGAUGAGCUCCGGGAUUAUGCAAGCUCGUUCGACCCAGUUCGAGACUUGAAGCGACGAAUGACGACCUCCCAAUCCGACCAUUGA